AUGCGUCUCAUCAAUGUCCGGACUAUGCAAUUGGAGGAAUUCCACAGCGGCCAGGCUCCAAAGUAUGCUAUUCUAUCGCAUCGAUGGGAACUUGAGGAAGUCAGCUUCCAGGAUAUGACUGAUCCUCAGAUAUUCGGCAAAAAAGGAUACGGAAAGAUUCAAUCGGCUGCUUGGCUGGCGAAAAACAAAGGUCUCUCGUAUCUCUGGGUCGACACCUGUUGCAUCGACAAAAACAGUUCGUCCGAGUUAACGGAGGCCAUCAACUCCAUGUAUAGGUGGUACCAGGAGGCUGAGAUCUGUUUUGCUUUCCUCACGGAUGUCGAAAUCCACAAGCAUGAAAUCUCAACCAGCGUAUGGUUCACAAGAGGCUGGACUCUUCAAGAGUUGAUAGCCCCCAGAAACGUUGCAUUCCACGACAAAAACUGGGUGUUUCUUGGGACAAAGGAGCAACUCGCGACCUAUCUUGCUCAGGCAACUGGCAUCUCGUUGGAUGUCCUCGUCGGCAAGAGCAAUCCUUCAAGCUGUUCUGUGGCACAACGGAUGUCCUGGGCUGCGAAGCGGAAAACAGAACGCAUCGAGGACCGGGCGUACAGCUUGCUAGGUAUUUUCGACGUUAGCAUGCCUAUGCUGUACGGCGAGGGUGAACGGUCCUUCACCCGAUUACAGGAAGAGAUCAUCAAGCAUUCAGAUGAUCAUUCGAUAUUCGCCUGGGAUCGAGGUCACAAGGGGUUUUUUGGAGGCUAUAGCGGGCUUUUAGCAACGUCACCAUCGCAGUUCGUCAUGUGUCAGAGCGUUGUACGGUCAUCAAGGGAGCUCGUCAGUACUGGCGGAUUUUCCAUUACGAAUGUCGGUCUCUCUAUCCAAUUACUGACUGUCCCCUGGGGCAUGGAAACCUAUCUUUCAAUCCUGAAUUGCAAUAUCAAAGACCGCCACCACGAAAGGCUGGGGAUAUUCCUUGAACGACUGUAUUCUUCCCAUCAUGAACCACAAUUUGCCCGAGUCCAGUAUGCUGGAGCCACAGUACAGCCAGUGUUGCUCGAGCAGGUUAUGAAAGACAGCCAGCGUCGAAUCCGCCAUGUACACGUGCGGCAAACAAUCAUUGAUCCGCCCCUCCGCCGGUGGCACGGGUUCCGUCUGCACGAGCUGAAGCUACCAGAUUACAAUGCGCAGGAGCUCGUGCAGGCCGAGUUUCGCUUCAGGUCUACCUUGCGGCAUAGACUUCGAUACGAACCCGAAGAAAUACAGUACGCGCAAGCGUACCUCCCAAAUGGUGUUCAGGGCCUACCUCCACGACCUAUCUUCUUUCCGAUGCCGAGCGGGCGAGGCACUGCCGUGGUCAUCUACCUUGAGCCCUCAAAGAAAGACAAGCACGGUGAGAGGGUGUGCUGGAUGAAAUUCGGCUUCGACGAGGACUUUUGUCCGAUGUGCAUCAUGGGCCGCCGUCGGUCGCUGUGGGGUGGCAACAGCGCACACCUGGCCGUUACCCCUCAGUCAUUCGAUGACGCAGAACAUACGCCCGGCGAACACGCCCUCUUGUUCAGGAACGACUGGAUCAUCAAGAACGCCGGGGACGUCCACAUCAAGGACAUGGCAGCGUUGUGGCAGUCUCGGGACUUUUGCAUCCUGCGUGGACACAGAGAUCGAGGGCUAGAUGUGAAGAUUCCCUUUCUUCGAAUGCAUGUUUCGGUUCGACUGGAGCCUGUCCCCGAGGGCUAUGCGCCGUACAACAAGCCAGACUCGCUUCUGGCGGGAAUGCAAGUCUGGACCAUCAAUGUCAAUUCCUGGCAGGAUAUGACGGGCAACGGGCGGGUGAAGACGGCAAUGGGUGCUGGGGAGCUGCUUGUCCGGUCUCUGGAUGAUAUAUUUGGCUAG
Messenger RNA from Exophiala spinifera, 1872 nucleotides. RefSeq lists its product as uncharacterized. The record is from RefSeq and is a predicted model, not a curated record. Bases 1 to 1872 code for a protein of 623 amino acids. Lineage: Eukaryota; Fungi; Ascomycota; Eurotiomycetes; Chaetothyriales; Herpotrichiellaceae. The transcript has a single exon.